CACUGUGCCUUCUGACACUUCUCUCCGGACAACGGCCGGAGGUGGAGCCAAGCCCGAACGGAGAACGCCGUCGUUACAUCCCCGACCUUGCCCUGCCGUGCGAGCCCAGGCCCAGCUAUGGAGCGGCGCCGGGUGCCGGCGCAGGCCGGGCGGGGCGGCGGCAGGCCCCGGCACAGCAGCAAGCGUCGAUCCGGGGCCGGCGGCGCCAGGAACGCGGCACCAGCGAGGGCCGCGGCCGCGCUCCCUUCUGGCCGUCCCCGCUCGGGCCAGGCCCGGGACUGCGCGUCCCGGCAGGAUCGGGCCGAGCCGCCUUCGGGCGCGGGGCUGCCGGGGGAGCUCGGCCGGCGGUGCUGGCUGGCGCUGCGCUCCGAGCCGCUGCCGCAGCAGCCGGACCCGCCAGAGAUCCUCUCUCCUGGUGCACUCUUGGCAAAAUUGGAGGAGCCGCUGGUGAAGAGUAAGGCACGUGGAGAUCCUCCAGCACCUUUUCUGGAUGGACAACGAUACUAUGAAAAGGGGUUGUACAAAGAAGCGUUAAAGCAAUUUGAAAAAAUCCAGGACACAGAUUUUCAAGCAAUGUAUCAGCUUGGUGUAAUGUAUUAUGAUGGACUUGGCACUAAAAAAGACCCUGGAAGGGGAGUGGGAUACAUGAAGAAAAUACUCAACUCUGAUUCCCCAGAAGCAAGUCACUUGAAGUUUGCAGCUGCAUACAAUCUUGGCAGGGCGUAUUAUGAAGGAUGUGGUGUUAAACAUUCAGCUGAAGAGGCUGAAAGGUUGUGGCUUACUGCUGCAGACAAUGGAAAUCCAAAAGCAAGUGUAAAGGCGCAGAGUACUUUAGGAAUGCUUUAUUCUAUGCCAAUUCUAAAAGAUAUGAAGAAGGCAUUUUUCUGGCAUUCAGAAGCACGUGAGAAUGGAAAUCUGGAAUCAACGGGAGCACUUGGCAUUAUGUAUCUCUAUGGACAAGGUACACAUCAAAACAGAAAAGCUGCUUUGGAAUGUUUGAGAGAAGCAACAGAACUUGGAAAUAUCUAUGCUCAAGGCCAUCUUGUGGAAUAUUACUACACUAGAAAAUUUUACUCAAAAGCUGCUGCACUAGCCAAAAGGGCUACAGCAAAUGAGGACAUCAACAUGCUAGCCAAGGUAACUGAUUGUCAUCCAACUUAUUUAGCCAAGGGGGCUGCUAUGGCUGCUUUCUACUUGGCUAGAUGCCUCCAGCUUGGCCGAGGCAUAGAGAAAAACCAGCAGGCUGCUAAGACGUACUAUUCUAAAGCAUGCUAUCUGGAUCCUGUUGUUGCUUCUCACCUUGAAUUGGCAGCUAAUCUUGGGAGAAUUUAGUGUUUCUUUUAACUGUGACUGGUAUAUAAAUAUAUUUCCUACAAU
This is a messenger RNA of Pyrgilauda ruficollis (rufous-necked snowfinch), 1377 nucleotides long. It is a transcript of the gene LRP2BP, whose product is annotated as LRP2 binding protein. The record is from RefSeq and is a predicted model, not a curated record. The transcript has 8 exons. Gene Ontology annotation, molecular function: protein binding. Bases 118 to 1332 code for a protein of 404 amino acids. NCBI's taxonomy places the organism in Eukaryota, Metazoa, Chordata, Aves, Passeriformes, Passeridae.